UGUCUACAGACAAAAGUGGCCGAAUCAAUUUUGUCUGAAUCUGACAGACAUACAACCAUAUAAGUAAUACCCAAGUUGUUAAGACUUAAAAAGUGACAAAUUGCAGAAAGGUCUUUUCCUCCCUCAGAUAAUGAGAUUAGUCAUCCCCAGACUUUACUACUAAUGGCAUAAAAGAUUCUUUAUUUUCAGAUUUAGAAAGAGAUUGCACUCUUUGACAAAACAUCACCUAUCGUUGAAAGUUACUUGUGUCAAGAAUUUGUCCUAGUGCUUUGGUGGAAAGUGGGGAAGGUUGAUUCUUUCCUCCAUAUAAAUCUUCAUUCCCACAGAACCAAAACACAAAAAAACUUCUUUCCUUUUCUCCUCUACUUGGUCUGCAGCUAAAGAGGUGUGUACUAUCUAACAGCUUGACAUUUCAUACUAUGGAAAUUUUACCAGGAGCAAGAGAGCAUCUUUUAGCGAAUGAAAAUGGGUUUGAAGAGAACCAAGAAAUCAAGAUUCAGGUAAGGGGUCUUACAAAGGUCUCAGAAAAGGGUGUUUCUAUAUUGAACAAUGUGAAUGUUGACAUACCCAAAGGUAUAAUCAUGGGUGUUAUAGGCCCAAGUGGUAGUGGAAAGUCAACCUUCUUAAGAUCACUCAAUCGAUUGUGGGAACCUCCUUCCCACACUGUGUUUUUGGAUGGUCAAGAUAUAUGUGAUCUGGACGUGCUCACUCUUCGCCGUAAGAUUGGCAUGCUGUUUCAGCUUCCUGUUCUCUUUGAAGGCACUGUUGCAGAUAAUGUGCGAUAUGGGCCGCAGUUAAAAGGAAAGAAACUAAUUGACAAUGAGGUACACAAGUUGUUGACUCUAGCUGACCUGGACUCAUCUUUCUUCAACAAGUCUGGUGGGGAACUCUCUGUUGGUCAAGCACAGAGAGUUGCACUUGCUAGGACCUUGGCUAAUGAACCAGAGGUUCUGCUGUUGGAUGAACCAACAAGUGCACUGGAUCCAAUAUCAACACAGAAUAUUGAGGAUGUUCUUGUAAAGCUGAAGAGGGAGCAGAAUAUGACUACUGUGAUGGUUUCACAUAGCAUUAAACAAAUAAAGAGAAUAGCUGACAUAGUAUGCCUGCUUGUCAAUGGGGAGAUUGUAGAAAUUUUAAAGCCUGAUCAACUCUUUGAAUCUAAACAUCCCAUGGCACAAAGAUUUCUUGAACUCAGCAACUAAAAACUUCUCACCGUCCCAACCCUGUCUUUUCUGGAUAUCUUAUGUUUUGUGUUUUUUAUGCUUGGAUGAUGAAAUCCAGCAAACCAUUUCAGAUGUGUAAUAGUAUUUUAUUUAUCAUAAAUAUAUCCUUGGGUAAACAACAAUAA
Messenger RNA from Lycium barbarum (goji berry), 1348 nucleotides. Its product is annotated as ABC transporter I family member 17-like. The record is from RefSeq and is a predicted model, not a curated record. Gene Ontology annotation, molecular function: ATP binding; phosphate transmembrane transporter activity; ATP hydrolysis activity. Bases 420 to 1202 code for a protein of 260 amino acids. Gene Ontology annotation, biological process: phosphate ion transmembrane transport. NCBI's taxonomy places the organism in Eukaryota, Viridiplantae, Streptophyta, Magnoliopsida, Solanales, Solanaceae. The transcript is spliced from 4 exons. Gene Ontology annotation, cellular component: membrane.